AUGAGUCUUCCAGGGUGCCCAGGAGCCUCACACAUACUCACAGUAUUGACGUUUCUCAUGUAUGUGCUCUCCAGUGCAUUAGCAAAAAGACACGUCGUGUACUGGAACUCCACCAAUACCAGGCUAACGAGUGAGGACUACUCCAUCCAGGUGAACCUAAAUGACUACCUGGACAUCCUGUGCCCUCACUAUUCUUCCCCUGUUUUGCCUGAGGAAGGCCUUCCGGAGACUUUGGCUUUGUAUCUGGUUGCUGAGUCCCAGUUCCGAGGCUGUUACAAGACCAACGAGGCUAUAAAGAGGUGGGAGUGCAACAAUCCGUAUGCACCGUUUGGUCCGGUUCAGUUUACUGAGAAGAUCCAGCGCUUCACACCGUUCUCGCUGGGAAUCGAGUUCCUUCCUGGAAAUCACUACUACUACAGCUCCCUGUCCACUGAUGAUGGACCCUCCCUUCCAUGUAUGAAGCUGAAAGUCACAGUGUGCUGUAGUAAGUACUCCCCGCUCUAG
Messenger RNA from Trichomycterus rosablanca, 504 nucleotides. RefSeq names its product ephrin A4. Gene Ontology annotation, molecular function: ephrin receptor binding. The record is from RefSeq and is a predicted model, not a curated record. Bases 1 to 504 code for a protein of 167 amino acids. NCBI's taxonomy places the organism in Eukaryota, Metazoa, Chordata, Actinopteri, Siluriformes, Trichomycteridae. Gene Ontology annotation, biological process: axon guidance; ephrin receptor signaling pathway. Gene Ontology annotation, cellular component: plasma membrane. The transcript is spliced from 3 exons.